GAUCACUUUCCAUGCGAAUAUACUCCCUGUCCCCUACCCCAGAUAACACCGGUCGGAUUCGCGCAGACCUUAUUCGGACGUUAAAACCGCACGGCUCGCCUGUUGUGACUGUGAAAGUCGACAAGACCGGCACGUUGCUUGCAACUGGAGGUGCAGACGGCACCGUGAAAGUCUGGGAUAUCCAAGGAGGAUUCGUCACACACACCCUCCAUGGCCAUGGCGGGGUCAUUUCUUCUCUCCUCUUUUUCGAGGUCGAGGUACCUGCGCAGGAAACUGGGAAACAGGGCAAGGAUAAAAAGAAGAAGAAUCAGACGCAGGACAAUGCUGAUGGAGAGACAACACUGGGGUAUCGAUUGGCUGUCGGUGCGGAAGAGGGGAAAAUACGAAUUUGGAAUCUCCAUAAACGCACCAGUGUCGCGAUUUUGGAUUCCCACGUCUCAGUGGUUCGCAGUCUAGAUUUCUCGCCGGAGGAAAACGCAUUAGUGUCAGGAAGCCGGGACAAGACUGCGAUAGUUUGGGAUUGCCGGACAUGGAAAAUACGAAGUACGAUCCCGGUCCUGGAAGCUGUUGAAGGCAUCGGGUUUCUACAAAAUGGCACAGUCAUUUUCACAGGAGGCGAGAAUGGGGCUGUUCGUUUAUGGAGGACCAUAGGAGGCGGAGAAAUAACGGUUGAGCAGAAAGCCGGCGUAGAGACAGAUGCAAUUCUGGACGUCAUAUACUACGAAGAUCUCCCAUAUCUUCUGUCCGUUCACGCAGACCAGACGUUGGUUUUACAUUCGUUGGAGUCAUUGAAAGACUAUGCGGACGAGGGGAAAUUACAACCCCUGCCGGUCCUGCGGCGCAUAUCUGGGAACCAUGACGAAGUGAUCGAUUUGGCUUACAUUGGCCGAUCUCGAAACCUCCUAGCAUUGGCGACAAACUCGGAAGACAUUCGAAUAAUAAGUUUGGAAUCCAACAGCAACUCAGAGGACGACCCCAUUGGAGGUACAUAUUUCGGAGCAGAUGUCGCGCUCCUCAAAGGCCACGAGGAUAUCAUAUUAUGCUUAGAUGUUGACUGGUCUGGUCAUUGGCUUGCAACGGGCGCGAAGGACAACAAUGCUCGUCUAUGGAGGCUGGAUCCUGAAAGUAACUCAUACACUUGUGUGUCAACUCUUGUUGGCCACGCCGAGUCAUUAGGAGCAAUAUCUCUGCCACACGCAACUCCUACCAAAGGCACUCCUGCAUUCGAAAACCCACUGGAUCAUCCCCCCCAAUUCCUCAUCACAGGAUCUCAAGACAAGACCAUAAAGCGCUGGGACACGUCCAGUGCACUAAAGGGAGGGAAGAAAACAUCUCGGGCAACCUACACCCGUAAAGCGCACGAUAAGGACAUCAACGCCAUCGACAUAAACCACAACUCGACCCUAUUCGCCUCCGCAUCGCAAGACCGAACCAUCAAAAUCUACUCCACCGAGGACGGCGAGUCACAAGGUGUCCUACGUGGCCACCGCCGUGGUGUAUGGACUGUUAAAUUCGCUCCCAAGGAUACUCCCUCCAUCGGCUUAACAGGCAGCAAAGGCCUCAUCGCAACCGGCAGCGGCGACAAAACCGUCAAGAUCUGGAAUCUCGCAGACUACAGCUGCCUCCUGACGCUCGAAGGCCACACCAACAGCGUCCUGAAGCUCGUCUGGCUCGCAUACAAGCUGGUAGACGCACGCGACAAGCGCGGAGCACAGAUCGCUUCCGCUGGCGGCGACGGCCUCGUAAAAGUAUGGGAUACCUCCAGCGGCGGGGUAUCCUGCACAUUAGACAACCACACCGACCGCGUGUGGGCGCUCGCAGCGAACCCGACGUCGAAUGCGCUGGUGUCUGGCGGCGGCGACAGCGUCAUCACAUUCUGGCAGGACACGACGACCGCGACAAUGGAAGCCGUCGUAGCCGCGGAAACAGAGCGCGUGGAGCUGGACCAGAAACUGCAGAACUACGCGCACAAGGGGAACUAUCGCGAGGCCAUCACGCUCGCGCUGCAACUGAACCAGCCGGCGAGACUGCUCGGCCUCUUCAAGGGCGUCGUGGAGGCUGAAACCCAGGAAGCGGGCAGUCUGUCAGGCUUGAAGGCUGUCGACGACGUGCUGGCUAAUCUGGCGGAUGAGCAGCUGUUCAAGCUGCUGCUGAGGAUUAGGGACUGGAAUACGAAUGCGCGGACGGCACCGGUCGCGCAGAAGAUACUCUGGACGCUGGUGAAGUCGUAUCCGGCGUCACGCUUUGCGGGGCUGAAGCCGACGGGGAAGGCGGAUGCGAAGGGGAGUUUAAGGGAUGUGCUGGAUGCGCUGAAGGCGUAUACGGAGCGGCACUAUCGCCGCAUAGAGGAUCUUGUGGAUGAGAGCUAUCUGCUAGACUUCACGUUGAGGGAGAUGGACGAGGUUGUGGGGGGAGGAGAGGACGCGACCACUGGUCACGGCCUUAAUGGUCAGGAUGUAGACGUGGCGAUGGUGGAGGUCGAAUGAUAGCUAAAUUCAAUCUGUGCUUCUUUACUACUAC
Molecule: messenger RNA, 2520 nt
Organism: Mytilinidion resinicola
Lineage: Eukaryota; Fungi; Ascomycota; Dothideomycetes; Mytilinidiales; Mytilinidiaceae
Product: WD40 repeat-like protein
Exons: 1
Coding region: 12-2486 (824 amino acids)
Biological process (GO): endonucleolytic cleavage to generate mature 5'-end of SSU-rRNA from (SSU-rRNA, 5.8S rRNA, LSU-rRNA); endonucleolytic cleavage in 5'-ETS of tricistronic rRNA transcript (SSU-rRNA, 5.8S rRNA, LSU-rRNA)
Cellular component (GO): small-subunit processome; nucleolus; 90S preribosome
Molecular function (GO): protein binding; U3 snoRNA binding
Source: RefSeq, a predicted model, not a curated record